AUGUAUCACGUUGCAAAAGCAUCUGAAUUUCUGGUCGUUACUGGGAUGUUUAUCAAUGACAUAAAGAUCACAAAGAAGGCAAUUAUCUGGCCAUUUCAAAAAUGUAGAAUCAUUGACGUGACUCCUGUCAACUACACUUUUGAAGUUAAUGCAAUGAGCGCCGAGAAGCUGGCCUUCCUCCUCCCUGCUGUUUUCACUAUUGGUCCACGAGUUGAUGACCAUGAGUGUCUUGUGAAAUAUGCCAAGCUUCUGUCUCAUCAUAAGCGUGAUUCACAUGAUGUCAUGGAGCUUGUCAAAGGUGUCAUUGAGGGAGAAACUCGUGUUCUUGCUGCUUCAAUGACAAUGGAAGAAAUCUUCCGAGGCACCAAAGAAUUCAAAAAGGAGGUAUUUGAGAAGGUUCAGCUGGAGCUAGAUCAGUUUGGACUCUUGAUUUAUAAUGCUAACAUUCAGCAACUAGUUGAUGUUCCCGGACACGAGUAUUUCUCAUACUUGGGCCAGAAAACCCAGAUGGAGGCAGCAAAUCAGGCAAAGGUUGAUGUUGCUGAGGCAAAGAUGAAGGGUGAGAUAGGAGCUAAGGAAAGGCUAGGACUGACGCUUCAAAAUGCUGCUAAGAUUGAUGCCGAGACAAAGAUUAUAGCCACACAAAGGGAAGGUGAGGGGAAGAAGCAGGAGAUCAUGGUAAAAUCCCAAGUACAGAUUUUUGAGAAUGAAAAGGCAGCGGAUGUUGCUGAAGCCAAUGCUGAGUUGGCUACGAAGAAGGCUGGAUGGGCUCAGCAAGCAAAGAUAGCAGAGGUGGAAGCUGAAAAAGCUGUGGCCAUACGUGAGGCUGAGUUGCAAAAGGAAGUUGAGAGGAAAAAUGCAUUGGCUAAGACUGAGCAGCUGAGGGCCCAAUUGCUUAGCAAAGCUAGCGUUGACUAUGAGAUUAAGGCUCAAGAGGCAAAUUCAGAGCUCUACAAGAAGCAAAAGGCCGCAGAGGCAGCUUUCUAUGAGAAACAAAAAGCUGCGGAGGGUCAGAGAGUUGCAGCAGAAGCUCAACUAUAUUCAAAACAAGCAGCUGCGGAUGCAGAACUUUAUGCAAAGAGAAAGGAAGCUGAAGGGAUGGUGGCUCUUGCAGAAGCACAAGGAGUUUACAUCAACACCUUGCUGACAUCAUUAGGUGGAAACUACCACGCAUUCAGAGAUUAUUUGAUGAUUAAUGGUGGAAUGUUCAAGGACAUUGCCAAAAUUAAUGCUGAAGCCAUUAAAGGACUGCAACCAAAGAUAAGUGUCUGGGCAAAUGGUGGAGAGGGUAUGGAUGGAGCAGCAGCUGGAAAUUCAGCCAUGAAAGAGAUAGCAUCAGUUUACCGUGCAUUGCCUCCCCUGCUUGAGACAGUGAAUGAGCAAACUGGUAUGCUGCCUCCAGCUUGGGUGGGUAGUCUCUCCAGUUCUAGAUCUAGCCAGCCAGCAAAUUAGUAAUCAAAGCAAUAGCUAGUGGUAGGACCUCAUUUACAUUGCACUGAUCUCUAAACUUGCUGAAUCAUGUUUUUUUAUCUUGCUCAUGCUACAUGCCUAAUUAUGAGGUAAAUUUUCAA
Molecule: messenger RNA, 1571 nt
Organism: Coffea eugenioides
Lineage: Eukaryota; Viridiplantae; Streptophyta; Magnoliopsida; Gentianales; Rubiaceae
Product: flotillin-like protein 3
Exons: 2
Coding region: 1-1452 (483 amino acids)
Biological process (GO): protein localization to plasma membrane
Cellular component (GO): plasma membrane raft; plasma membrane
Source: RefSeq, a predicted model, not a curated record